CUUUCCUUUGUAUUUCUAUUUCCCACUUGCACUUUCUUCUGUCUCUACCUCUCUCCCAUCAAUCCUGUUGGAUGUAACUACGCCACAACGAACUAAUAAAACCCCCAAAAAGAGAACUUUAAUUUCCAGAUCCAAGAUCUACACUUUCACAAACUAAAUGCUGCUUUCCUUCUUCUCUGAUCUGAUCUGAGAAUCAUAUUCUUUUGAACUCUUAAUCAUGCAACGGAGGCAACCCACUUCGACUCGUCGCAAUGGAAGCUUUCCAUUUGCUGGGGCCCUCAAUGCCAAAUCAAAAUCAUCUCCCUUGCUAUCUAUAUGCUUGGUCCUUGUGGGAGCAAUUCUUCUACUUGUCUAUGCUUUUAGUGGACCAGGUUUAUUUGGAGGCACCAAGAUAGUCAGCAAGAUUGAAGGUGAUUUUUCAUGCACAUUGGAGUUGCAAAGAGCAAUACCCAUCUUAAAGAAAGCAUUCGGCGAUAGCAUGCGCAAAGUUUUGCAUGUUGGUCCCGAUACCUGUUCUGUGGUAUCCAAGCUGUUGAAAGAAGGUGAAACAGAAGCAUGGGGCAUAGAACCAUACGACAUAGAAGAUGCUGAUGGAAACUGCAAAUCACUUGUGAACAAAGGCAUUGUACGUGUGGCAGAUAUCAAAUUCCCUCUACCCUAUAGGUCAAAGUCAUUUUCUCACGUUAUUGUGUCAGAUGCAUUGGACUAUCUAUCCCCCAAAUACCUGAACAAAACUCUUCCAGAAUUUGCAAGGGUUUCUUCCGAUGGUCUUGUUAUAUUUACUGGUUCCCCUGGUCAACAGAAAGCUAAAGUAAAUGAGUUAUCAAAGUUUGGACGACCGGCGAAAAUGCGGAGCUCGUCUUGGUGGAUUCGAUUUUUUGUCCAAACAAGCUUAGAAGAGGACGAAGGUGCUGCCAAGAAAUUUAAGCAAGCAGCAUCCAAGCAGUCUUACAAGCCCGGCUGUCAAGUUUUCCAUCUCAAUUCAUACCAUUGAUAUCAUGAAAUCAAAAGAUAUGAAAUUCUUUUCUUACCCUCAUUUUUUGUCUCCUUUUCGUCUCAUUCUUAUGUUAUUAACAAACAUAAGAGAAGCUAGGGAGGUGGAGAAUCCGCAGUUGAUGUACGCUUUUUGUUUUUUGUUUUUUUCCUUUUGAUAUGAUGGUGGGUUGGGGGAAUGUUUUAGUGUUCUCGAGUUCUUACAUUCGAUAUAUUAAUUAUUUUUUAUGUAAUGAGAUAAAUAUAACUGAUAUUCAUAUUGUUUGAACUCUGAGCGUCAGCAAGCAUAUAUCUGAUGUAUCUUAAAGUGGAGACGAAUUGGUUCCACAUCUUAAAGUCUACAAGACAAAUUGAUUUCUAAUCA
Messenger RNA from Cucumis melo (muskmelon), 1357 nucleotides. RefSeq names its product probable pectin methylesterase CGR3. The coding region runs from base 218 to 994 and encodes 258 amino acids. Lineage: Eukaryota; Viridiplantae; Streptophyta; Magnoliopsida; Cucurbitales; Cucurbitaceae. The transcript has 7 exons. The record is from RefSeq and is a predicted model, not a curated record. Gene Ontology annotation, biological process: pectin metabolic process. Gene Ontology annotation, molecular function: methyltransferase activity.